AGAUGAUUUAAGGAGUUUCUGUUCAAAUUACAAAGGUAUGCAUAUAUGCAUAUACACGUGCCAAAUACCACCAACACCACAGCGAGUUAAUCGAUCGAUUUUUGACACUUCAUUCAUAACAGAAAAAGAUUCAGAACUGGGUAAUUUAAGAUUGGUUUACUGUUGGGUCAACACAGUAAGAGAAGCAGAAGCCGUGCUCGAAUGAAAUGUUAGCAUAAACAAAAAAGCCCUAGUCAAUAAUUGGCUGUUAGACGAUUCAAAGAAUAAUAACAGUAAAUGGCACCAUCUAAGGAAAAAUGGGUACGAAGAUUCCUCAUCAAUGAGACUACGCGUCACAGAAAAGGAUUUACCGUCUACAAAGUUACAUCAGUGGUUGAUAUAUCCUAAAUCAGCCCCGGAAGCUGUGUCCAGAGUUUCGGUUUGGAAACGAUACAGCGACUUCAGGAAGUUGUACCUGGAACUGAGCAGUCGUCAUGAUUCAUUGAGGAUCAAAGAAGCCUUUCCACCUUUUCCAAAACCUAAGUUCUUUGGCCGUUUUGAGGCGGAAGUCAUUGAGGAGCGACGACAAUGCGCAACCAGACUUCUGGAGUUUGUAGCAAGACACACUCCACUUUUCACUAGCAACGUAGUUGUAAAGUUCUUCGAGUCUGGACACGCCAGAGACUAUCUAACCGACUGUUCGGCGUCUAUCAGCUCUGAUACCUCUGAGGAGGACCCGAACUUGAACUCCGCCCUCAGAGGCACCAGCUACGUUCCAACCACUGUGCAGAAUACUCAAUUCACAACUUCAAACGGCAAAACAAUCUUACUAGGUAAUAAUGAUAUUGAUAGAAGUGAUAAUGUUCUCCAGAGCUUAUCUGUGAACAAUAACUACAUUGAUGAAAUUGGCGGGGCCGGUGAGAAGAGCGUCUAUGAAGAUGAUACCGAGCCAAUCGAUAAUAAAAAUGACGAGGAGAAACUUGAGAGGCAAUCGUCAUGCUGUGACGGGCACGAUUCCCCUGAAUUCACAGCAUCCCUUCAAGCUUCAAAUGGCUUUUCAGUCCAUGAUGGGUCUGACUUACCAGAGGGUGCAGCUGAAGACUUGAGCAGUUAUAUUCUGGUAUCGGCUGCCCACAUGAGCGCAGCCUUCAGACACGAGGCUGUGUGUGAAUAUGAGGAAGCAUUCACACAGUAUAAAUUGGGCAUAGCAAACCUACUCAAUGGUGUUCAGUCUGACCCUGAUUACGGGCGCAGAGCGACGAUCAAAGAGAAGAUAUCCAAGUAUUUGGAGAGAGCGGAGAGACUUUACAACAGGCAUCUGAACUGUAACGUAGCAGUGCUUUGCAAGCCUACGAGCGAAUUGGGAAAUUAUAAAGUAUUACGAGUCAUGGGCUCGGUUAUGCUGGUCAGAGACACUUUGCGCGAUUGCAAUAGAGUUAUAAAGACAGUCCAAAAACCAGCUGGGAGCCUUGAGAAUCUCAGCGAUUACAUCCUACGUGGAAAAAUCCCGUUCAUGGUACGGCUUUACGCAUGCAUAGAAACGGAUUCGACGAUAUUUCUUGUCCUGCAACAUGCGAGUGGAGGAAAGCUAUGGGAAUAUAUCAAGUCUUACUACAAGGGCCGCAGCACAAUCUCUAAUUGGCGAGAGAAAGGGCACACAAGGUCAGCAAGUUGCGACGCUAUUAUUCAGUCAAGUCUGGAAAAGAAGUUGGAAGUUAAGGAAAGACCGUCGUCGAAAAUUGAUGGACUUUGUGAGAUCUCGAAAAACAGAUCAUGUGGCAGCAGAGAAAAUCUCGAUCAUCAAGAAGAGGAGGCGAUUGAUCCUGAUGAAUCGCUCAGAAGAUUGGAGGCUGAAUUUGGAGCCAACGCUGCGCCUGUUAAAACAUUUCCAACCACAGACUUACUCGCUAAAGCCCAAGAGCUUCUGCGAUCCGUCGACGCCACUCUGAAGAAGAGCAACUCGAUAGCCAGCAGGUUGAAUGAGUCUGGCACUUUACUGUACAGCAAAGAUAAACCGGAUCAUUCUCGAAAUUUAGAUGACAGUGGGGAGUUUCAGGCCCUGAAUUCAAUAGGAAUCGAUAAAUUCAGCCAAGGUAACAGCAAAGAUGGUGUUCACGGUAUUGGAUCUGGAAAUACAGAUCUGAAGGCAGAAAACAAAAGAUCAGACGAAGCUUUGGCAAAUUCGAAGUCUAAUUUUGUUGAGAACUUCAAAGCUGACGGUGAGUCAGUGAAACAAUCGUCAAAACUCAAUGGCUCACAUAGAGCGAUGGAGGAAACGCUCAAUUCCAGUCAAUUGCAAUCGAUUGUUAACGAAGACAGCGGUAUUGAAAUGGAUGACGAACUCUGGAAGCUUCCUGAAGGAUCCAUCCGAUAUUGGGCAGCUGAAAUACUCCUGGCUCUGGAAUCUCUGCACCAGCAGGGUGUCAUAGUUGGGGAUUUAAAACCAGAUAACAUACUACUAGGCAGCGGUGGCCACGUCGCGAUGAGCUACAUUGUCCCGAAACGAAGCUUCGAACUCUUGCAACUAAAGAAACCCUACUCAGCUCCUGAACUUUGUAUUUUCUCACCAACGAUUCCACCUUCCACUGCUGCGGAUAUUUGGAGCUACGGAGUCCUGCUCUACGAGCUCUUUACUGGAAUUAAAUUCCAAGCUAGACAUCCUGGACCAUAUCACUCGCAUUCUAUUCUCAACAUUCCCGAAGAACUAUCGGCAAACGUAAAAUCAUUGAUCUCUAACGUAUUGCGGUACAAGCCAGAGGAGCGUUUAACUAUUCCCGAAAUCAAAGAGUCUCCAUUCUUCUCUAGUAUUGAUUGGAGUGCCUGGGAUAAUUCUAGUUUUACCUAGUCUUAAUAUAUUUUUUUCCUCCUGCAGUACGCCAUAUCAUGUAAUUAUCAAUCUCCAGUCAGUGUAUACCUAGUUGAUUGAAAAAUGACGAACAAAAAAUAUUUAUCACAAUUGAUAUAACUAAAAAUAUAUAAUAUGUA
Messenger RNA from Diprion similis, 2964 nucleotides. RefSeq names its product ribosomal protein S6 kinase delta-1. The transcript is spliced from 6 exons. Gene Ontology annotation, molecular function: phosphatidylinositol binding; ATP binding; protein kinase activity. The record is from RefSeq and is a predicted model, not a curated record. Lineage: Eukaryota; Metazoa; Arthropoda; Insecta; Hymenoptera; Diprionidae. Bases 320 to 2824 code for a protein of 834 amino acids. Gene Ontology annotation, biological process: protein phosphorylation.